GCGCGGCUCCGCUAGCUCAGCUCAGCUCAGCUCAGCGCGGCGCAGCUCGGCAGCCGCCAAGCCGAGACCCGCACGGUCUCCCGGUUGCCGGCGCCGGCUCCGAGCUCCCGCUCCCCGCCCGGGCUCCGCCAGGUCUCGCUUCUCCGGGGACCCCUUCGGGCAGGCGUCGCGUGGCGAGGGCCAGCGGCAGCGGCACAAAGUUGAGCGCCCGCGAGGAUGAGGCUGUCCCCAGCGCCCCUGAGGCUGAGUCGGAGUCCAGCGCUGCUGGCCCUGGCGCUGCCCCUGGCCGCGGCGCUGGCCUUCUCCGACGAGACCCUGGACAAAGUGCCCAAGUCGGAGGGCUACUGCAGCCGCAUCCUGCGCGCCCAGGGCACGCGGCGCGAGGGCUACACCGAGUUCAGCCUCCGCGUGGAGGGCGACCCCGACUUCUACAAGCCGGGAACCAGCUACCGUGUAACGCUUUCAGCUGCCCCUCCCUCCUACUUCAGAGGAUUCACCUUAAUUGCCCUCAAAGAGAACAGAGAGGGUGAUAAGGAAGAAGACCACGCUGGGACCUUCCAGAUCAUAGAUGAAGAAGAAACACAGUUUAUGAGUAACUGCCCCGUCGCGGUCACUGAAAGCACCCCACGGAGGAGGACACGGAUCCAGGUGUUCUGGAUAGCGCCACCAGCAGGAACAGGCUGUGUGAUUCUCAAGGCCAGCAUCGUACAGAAACGCAUCAUUUAUUUCCAAGAUGAGGGCUCUCUGACCAAGAAACUUUGUGAACAAGAUUCCAUGUUUGACGGGGUGACUGACAAACCAAUCUUAGACUGCUGUGCCUGUGGAACUGCCAAGUACAGACUCACAUUUUAUGGGAAUUGGUCCGAGAAGACGCACCCAAAGGAUUACCCUCGUCGGGCCAAUCACUGGUCUGCAAUCAUUGGUGGAUCCCACUCCAAGAAUUACGUGCUGUGGGAGUACGGAGGCUAUGCGAGCGAAGGUGUCAAGCAAGUUGCAGAAUUGGGCUCACCCGUGAAAAUGGAGGAAGAAAUUCGGCAACAG
Leptonychotes weddellii (Weddell seal) is the source of this 1041-nucleotide messenger RNA. NCBI's taxonomy places the organism in Eukaryota, Metazoa, Chordata, Mammalia, Carnivora, Phocidae. The record is from RefSeq and is a predicted model, not a curated record.